Messenger RNA from Desarmillaria tabescens, 2772 nucleotides. RefSeq lists its product as uncharacterized. The transcript is spliced from 4 exons. Gene Ontology annotation, biological process: protein phosphorylation. NCBI's taxonomy places the organism in Eukaryota, Fungi, Basidiomycota, Agaricomycetes, Agaricales, Physalacriaceae. Gene Ontology annotation, molecular function: ATP binding; protein kinase activity. The record is from RefSeq and is a predicted model, not a curated record. Bases 1 to 2718 code for a protein of 905 amino acids.
AUGGUCGUCCUAAUUUUUAUCGGAGCCCCCCCUCCUCCAUAUCUACACAUGGAUCCGUUCUCGCAGCCCAAACCAGAACCCAAGAAGCAGUAUCACUCUAAAUAUUACCGUGAUGCUCGUAACAGGGACGCGUCGGGUGCUUCUGAAGCAUCAUCUGCCGAUGAAGAGCCUCAGAAGAAUCAUGUAGACCCCUUGCCACCUUCGCCGCCACAUCUUGACGCUGUCAACGCGCCUCGUACUCCAUCUCCGUCGAGUGAUAACACCAGACCCUCUUCCUGGAUAACUGGACGAACCCCCUACAGCCGCGGCACCACUAGUCUAAACGUCUGCAACCCGGGAAAAAAGGUUGGUCCCGUAGACCCAUACCUAAAAGAGGACCUACGACACCGUUUGUUCAUCGACUUCGACACAUUUCUCCAAACUAUUCUUCUCUUGCCUGCAGACUGGCGUACGUCCUUCAAAUCUGCUAUCGACCAUGUUCUCGCCGAUAAAGAGUUCAACGGACUUCUGAACGAGUACUUGAAGAAAGUCAACGUUGCGGUCGUUGAUCAUGACCGGGAAAAGCGGCUCUAUCGACCCCAUGCGAAGAUGUGCAAUAGGGCUGUCAACGUUCUGCAGACUCAUCAGGACACCAAGGUAUCCGACGACAACAUCGUCCACUAUCACCGCAUGGAUCCACUCGUUGUGCGGGGGUCCAAAGACCAGCUGAAGCCGGACAUAGUGGGGAUGUUGACUCAGAUAUUCGCAUCUCCGAAAGAUAAGCUGAAGUUAAAUGCUUUGGAGAAGUAUGGAGAGGCUCAGGAUGUGGUUAAGAGAUCGGGAGGACUGCGGCAGAAGCCAAUUCCUCCAUUGCCAGAGAAUAACAUUCCUGCAUGGCCGCAGCUCAUCGACGCCAAGGAGAUGAAAGCCACUGAUAACGCCCUCGACGAAGGGACGAACGCGAUUCGGUUGUUAAAAGCUGGUCAGGACCCGCUGAAACCGGUGCCACGUAAGAAGCGGGAUGGUAGCGGUCUGAGUGCUACCACUGACUGCCGGACUUCGGUAGACAACCAAGCUUCAGAUAUCCCCUCGGCUUCGAGGACCAAGAAGCGCAAAUCGGAUAGUAGCGACGAGUCUUCUUCCAAGGUCUCGCGUCGAACGUAUGACAGCCAAGCGUCUGCUUCUGCAAGACGGGUGCUAGACCCAAUUGAUGAGGACGGCUUUCCGAGACAUCUUCCGAACGACGAGAAGGCUCGCAUUCAGUGUGCGACUUACGCGAUGCAGAUACUCUCCAGUGCUGGACUGCGGUCGCAUGCUCUGGUCACUUUAAUCGACCGUGACCGCCUUCAGCUCACUUAUUAUGACCGAUCCGCUAUCGUCGUCUCUCAGGCCAUCGACAUAGCUGAUAAGGAAGAAAAGCGAUUAUUCGUUGGGAUGCUUAUUGGAUGCCAUCGUCUCACACUCCCCCAGCGCGGUAUUCUUGAUCACAUAAUCGAAGAUCCCUACAUCAGAGGUUUUGGGAAAAUGGAAGAGCGGAAUCCUAUAACCCUCUUCGACGGUCUGAAGAUGACGUUGGCGAAAUCUGACGGAACGAAAAUCAUUCUCACUCUGGGAAGCAUCGUUCAUCGCCAGCGUUGCCUCAUUGGGCGCGACACUUGCGUCGUCCUCGCUCGCUCGGCGGCAUGGCCUGGGCGAGAACUCGUUGUUAAGAUCAGUUGGCCAAGCAUCCAUCGCGACUCGGAGAAGAAGCUGAUGGACGCCGCGAAGGCCAAGGCUGAUGAGAUGGCUGGUGAAGGCAAGAGGCAUUGGGUUUUGGAUCAUCUUCCGGAGAUCCUUCAUUCCCAAGACUUUCACUUCGACGACGAAGAUUCACCACAGAGAAGGUUGAUAGAACUGUUGAUAGAGGCAUCCUAUGUCGACGAAAAAACGUUCAUCUACGAAGAGCGCCUUCUUCGCAUCAUCGUCUCGGAACGUCUCUUUCCCAUAACAGACUUAGCUGAUGUCAAGGACAUUGCCCAAGCGUUCCAUGAUAUAUUUCGAUGUCAUUCUUGGCUGUACGAAAACCCCAAAAUUCUCCACCGCGACAUGAGCCUCAAAAAUAUGAUGUAUCGAAGAAGAUACCACGAUGACAGCAAACAGGAAUUCCAAAUUCUUGGUGUCCUUAACGACUACGACCUUGCCUCUUUCCUUCCUCUCAAGGAGGCGUCAUCCCUUCAUCGCACAGGUACACCGCCUUACAUGGCUCAUGAACUUCUGGGCAAGUCCGACGUUAGCCAUCUAUAUCGUCAUGACGUCGAAGCCUUCUACUAUGUUCUAUUGAUGCUCUGCUGCCGUUAUGAGAUUGUUCAAUCUGCGGAAGGAAAGGUCAUGAAGGAGUUAGAGUUGAAAAACAUGCCUUUUGCGCAGUGGUUUGACAGAACACUAUCAUGGGAGGGACUCUCUGACAUCAAGUGCGCUUUCCUGACCACUCGCAAGACGAUUCCUACGUCGGCGUCAUUUUCUGCCUUUCUUCCAUGGCUCGAGGAGAUUCGAUACUUGUUCAGAAAAGGGAUAGAUGCGCUCUCAGAUUUAGAUGCUCCUCUACCUCGGACACGUCAGCAAUCUCAUUCAAAACAGCCAAGAAAUGCGGAACCAUCUGUGCCAUUUGACAACGAGACACUCGGUGGGUAUAUCAUAUCCACGGAAAUUUUGGAAAUCAUGUCGGAUAUCAAUGGUCACUCUCUGAACAAUCAGUCGUGAAGAGCAUUGAUUUAGAUCAACCAUGUGUAUCUUACAGUGUAGACAGACCUGGCA